AUGUGUUCUCACAUUGGCAAACAUAUUCUCUGCGCAUCAAGCAAUGUACCUGAGGAGGUCGUUCUAAAGGAGCAGGUUGGCGACAUGAUGCCAUGUGGCUUCUGCGGCAGAUCUGGAAUACCCGAGUGCACCAUCACCAUCAAGGUUCCAGUGAACGGCACACCAACAUGGGACACAAAGUGCAUGUUCCAGCACAAAUUCAAGUACGGAUUCGCGGACUCAGGUUCAAAGAAUCAGCCAUGUAGAAACAUCCCUGUAAAAUGUGAUCUCUGCCAUCCAGCUCUCCCUCCCGAACCUGGUAAGACGUCACAAAAGCCGCAGGCGAUUGCUGUGGAGGCUGUGUGGCGCUACAAUAUGCCCAACCAUGUUGUACAUCUGCACAAGGAGUACAUCGUGCCUGGACGAAGGGAGGGUGGUGUCAUGUUACCUCCGGCUGUUUGGAAGGCGAUGAAACUCACAGAUCUCGAACAGAGUGUCGUGCGCAUUCUGAAGGAUCGCUGGCAAUCUUCCUUUGCUGCUGCGUCUGAGCUCGACAAGGAGAACAUGCAAGCAUCAGGUUCUCGGGGCGCUAAACGGCCCGCACUUGAAUCAUCAGGGUCUUUACCUUCCAAACAUGCUCGCACAUCUGUUUCCCGCCUUCAAACUGCUCUCACUUCGUUGAAUUGA
Molecule: messenger RNA, 666 nt
Organism: Suillus fuscotomentosus
Lineage: Eukaryota; Fungi; Basidiomycota; Agaricomycetes; Boletales; Suillaceae
Exons: 2
Coding region: 1-666 (221 amino acids)
Source: RefSeq, a predicted model, not a curated record